This is a messenger RNA of Diachasmimorpha longicaudata, 4000 nucleotides long. It is a transcript of the gene IleRS, whose product is annotated as isoleucine--tRNA ligase, cytoplasmic. The record is from RefSeq and is a predicted model, not a curated record. Bases 65 to 3892 code for a protein of 1275 amino acids. Gene Ontology annotation, molecular function: isoleucine-tRNA ligase activity; tRNA binding; aminoacyl-tRNA deacylase activity. NCBI's taxonomy places the organism in Eukaryota, Metazoa, Arthropoda, Insecta, Hymenoptera, Braconidae. Gene Ontology annotation, biological process: isoleucyl-tRNA aminoacylation. The transcript has a single exon.
AAUUCCAAAAACAAAUAACAUCCUUUAGAUUCUGCACUCGAAAAAACCUCGUAUACUACAGUGUAUGCCACCAGGGUAUCCGUAUGCUAUAAGUCAUGUCCCAAAAACAACCUCAAAAGUCUCGGUUGCAUUAACUUGCAUCACCCAAUCCUCGUGCUCAGUUCGCCGGCAGUUGUCACGUCCUGAGACCCAGAAACAAAGCAUUGACGAAAUGCGUGAGAAGCUUCCAGAGACGAUAAACUUCCCCCAGGAGGAGCAGAAGAUCCUGAAGUUUUGGACAGACAACAAAGUCUUCGAGACGAGUCUCAAACAGUCAAAAGGAAAGCCGAAGUACUCGUUCUUCGAUGGACCUCCAUUCGCCACGGGAUUACCUCACUACGGUCACAUCCUUGCUGGAACGAUAAAGGACAUCGUCACGAGGUAUGCUCACCAGAAAGGAUACCAUGUGGAACGUCGAUUUGGUUGGGACACACAUGGCCUUCCUGUGGAGUUUGAGAUCGACAAAGCUUUGGGGAUAAAGGGCCCUGAGGAUGUCGAGAAAAUGGGGAUUGAGAAUUACAACAAGGAGUGCAGGAACAUUGUCAUGAGAUACGCAGAUGAAUGGGAGAGAAUAGUAACGAGAGUGGGAAGGUGGAUUGAUUUCAAGAACGAUUACAAAACUCUGUACCCUUGGUACAUGGAGUCCAUAUGGUGGAUCUUCAAGGAGCUCUUUAACAAGGGUCUGGUCUACCAGGGUGUGAAGGUGAUGCCGUAUUCAACGGGCUGCAACACUCCUUUAUCCAAUUUCGAAUCAGGCCAGAAUUACAAACAAGUCAUUGAUCCAUCGGUAUUUAUCACAUUUCCACUCCUGAAUGAGAAAGGACCAGCUGGGGAGACGGUCUGCCUCGUCGCCUGGACAACUACCCCCUGGACUCUACCCAGUAAUUUAGCUCUGUGUUGCAACCCCAAUUUUGAGUACGUGAAGGUCAGCGAUAAAGCCUCGAAGAGGAUCUUUAUUCUACUGGAGGUCGCCCUGGAGAGGGUCUACAAAUCGAGCGAUCUUUACGAAGUCAUUGGGAAGGUCAAGGGGUCAGAGCUGAAGGGAAAGAGCUACGAGCCACUAUUUUCUUAUUUCGAAGACCUGCGGAAAAAACAAAACGCAUUCAGAGUUCUCAACGAUAAUUACGUCACUGGAGACACUGGAACAGGAAUCGUUCACCAGGCGCCUUACUUCGGUGAGGACGAUUACAGGUGCUGCCUGGAGGCUGGAAUAAUAACCAGAGAUCAGGAGCCAAUUUGUCCAGUGGACAGCGCAGGAAGAUUCACUGAUGAGGUGUCAGAUUUCAAGGGGAUGUACGUGAAGGAUGCGGAUAAGGAAAUUGUUAAGAAUCUCCUGGCAUCAGGAAAAUGUGUCAAAUACGUUGGUCACUCUCACAGCUAUCCUUACUGCUGGAGAUCAAACACUCCCCUGAUCUACAAAGCAGUUCCAUCCUGGUUCAUAAGAGUGGAGGCCGUCAAAGAUAAAUUAUUAUCAUCGAACAGUGAGACGUACUGGGUACCUGAUUACGUCAAGGACAAACGAUUUGGUAAUUGGUUGAGAGACGCCAGGGACUGGGCCAUCAGCAGGAACAGAUACUGGGGGAAUCCCAUGCCCUUGUGGAUCUCGGAAGAUAGGAAAGAGGUCGUCUGUGUGGGGAGUAUUGCCGAGUUGGAGAAACUGACAGGACAGAAGGUAUCCGACCUCCACAGGGAGUCCAUCGAUCACCUGACAAUUCCAUCGAGGAGACCCGGAUGUCCACCAUUGCGCAGGAUAUCUGAAGUCUUUGACUGUUGGUUUGAGUCCGGAUCCAUGCCCUAUGCACAGCUGCAUUAUCCUUUUGAGAAAGUCAAGGACUUUGAGGAGACUUUCCCUGCUGAUUUCAUCGCUGAAGGUAUUGAUCAGACAAGAGGAUGGUUCUACACCCUCUUGGUGAUCUCAACAGCUCUUUUCGACAAGCCGCCAUUCAAAAAUCUCGUUUGUAAUGGCUUGAUCCUGGCAUCCGAUGGACAGAAAAUGUCGAAGAGCAAGAAGAAUUAUCCGGAUCCUAUGGAGGUUGUGGACAGAUUUGGAGCUGAUGCCUUGAGGCUUUACCUCAUCAACUCGCCGGUUGUCAGAGCUGAAAAUUUGAGAUUCAAAGAGGAGGGCGUCAGAGACAUCAUCAAGGACGUAUUUCUACCUUGGUACAAUGCCUUCAGAUUCCUCCAGCAGAACAUCGACAGAUACGAAACUGAUGAGAAAACCACAUUCAUUUACAACGAGAGUGAAAACGAAUUGAAUAACAUUUCUAACAACAUCAUGGACAAGUGGAUUAUUUCAUUCACCCAGACUCUUCUGGAGUUCCUGAAGAAGGAGAUGAAGGGGUACAGACUGUACACAGUAGUACCAAGGCUUAUUAAGUACAUUGACAACCUGACAAACUGGUAUGUCAGGAUGAACAGGAGGAGAAUAAAGGGUGACAACGGCCCUGAGGACUGCAGAAGAGCUCUCAACACUCUCUUCACUGUAAUCUACACGAUGACUCGUAUCAACGCCCCCUUCACUCCGUUCCUGAGUGAAUUCAUGUACCAGAGGAUUGUGCAUCUCCUCCCAAAAGCCCCGAAACAAGACUCAGCAGAGUCUGUCCACUACCAGAUGAUUCCCGAGCCGAAUCUACAACUGGUUGAUGAAAAAAUCGAGAGGUCCGUGUCGUACAUGCAGACUGUCAUCGAGCUCGGAAGAAUUGUCAGAGAUAGGAAGACAAUUCCGGUUAAAUAUCCUCUCCCAGAGAUUGUGGUUAUCCAUCAGGACGAGAUGAUCCUCGAGGAAAUUGUGAAUCUCAAGUCCUAUAUUCUGGAGGAGCUCAACGUCAAGGAGUUGACAGUAACAACUGACAAACAGAAGUACGGAGUCUGUUUGAGAGCAGAGCCUGAUCACAAAACCCUUGGAUUCAGACUCAAGGGUGAGUUCAAAGGUAUAAUUCAAGCCAUCAAGGACUUGUCAGAUGCUCAACUCCAGGAGUUUCUAGUCUCCAAGAAAAUCGUUGUUAAUAAUCAUGAACUUGGGGAGGAAGAUCUUCGCCUGAUGUUCAGCUUCUCAGGACCAACAGCUCAACAAUUGUCCAUGAAAUACGAGGCACAUUGCGAGGGUAAUGUCUUGAUUCUGCUGGAUGUCACGCCUGAUGAGAGCAUGCAGCACGAGGGCAUCGCUAGGGAAAUCAUCAACAGGAUUCAGAGACUCAGGAAAAAGGCUCAAUUAGUGCCCACUGAUGAGGCUGAGGUCUACUAUGACAUAUCCGAUAAGGACUCGUCUCUUUACAAGGUCAUUGGGGAUUACAAAGAGUUCAUUGAGGGGAUCACGAAGACUCCUCAGAGAGAGCUGGGCGGUGCAUCUGGGGGAGAUGCCAUCAUCGAAGAGAUGCAGAAGAUCAAGGGAGUUGAAAUGAAACUGGUGCUUGUGAAGAAGGGAGGGAGCAAGGCAGAUGAACCUGUCUGCAAGUAUGUCAACAUCAUUCUGGAAGGAAUGGAGCCGAGGUAUGGAGCUACCAGUGUCAAUGGUACUGUCUUCCUGGAGAACCAGAAGGACGGAACCGGAAUUACUCUGAAGCAGCUCAGGCGUGAAAUAGACAUAAUUUUUGGGCUCUUGGGAAGGAACUUUGACAUCUACUUCGAGGGGAAGAAAGUGGAGGGGGACUUCGAGUGUCAAAACAUGAAUAAGAAAACUAUAAUCAUUGUUAAGGCUGAUGAGAUCCCGAAACAAGUGUCUGGAGGGAGCCAAAAACCUUUUUGUAAAUUCGUUAAUCAGGAGAUCAACAAUAGAAUUUACUCAAUUUUCCUGGAAAAUCCUCAGGGAUUCGUGUUGAAUAAUCUCGAAGGCAUGAGGGAAAUGUUCAACUGAUAUGUAGAGCCAACAUUGAACUAGUUCAAAGAAAAUUUUUUUAAUUUAUUUGGCGGAUGGACAAAGCAAUUUUGUAAACGACUAAUUCGAAUAAACUAUUAAAUAAUA